GUACCCAUUUGUAUGAUUGUCUACUGUCCUUCUCCUUGCUCCUGUCCGAAUAGGAUGUGCCCAUCAGCGUGCCCCCUUACAUUAGGUGUUGCCAUCAGAGUGCAACUUUACAUCAUGUAUUCCAACACAUCAGGUGUGCCCAUCAGAGUGCUCCUUUACAUCAGUUGUCCCCAUCAGAGUGCCCCUUUACAUCAGGUAUCCCCAUCACAUUGCCACCUUACAUCAGGUAUUCCCGUCAGUGCCCCCUUACACUCAAAGUACCCCUUUCUAUCAUAUUUCCCCAUCAGAGUGCCCCUUUAUAUCAUAUUACCCAUCAGAGUGCCCCUUUCCAUCACAUGUGCCCAUCAGAGUGCCCUU
Staurois parvus is the source of this 357-nucleotide messenger RNA. Lineage: Eukaryota; Metazoa; Chordata; Amphibia; Anura; Ranidae. The record is from the annotation of a GenBank genome assembly.